UUUAUCUACCCCUUGCUUCCUAUUUUGCCCCUAAUAAAAACAAAAACUUACUUUAUUUUCCUUUUCUCAUUCUCAAAGCCAAUAAUUCUGAAUCCUCGCACCUCUACUUUCCUUUCUUUCUUCUUGCCUGAGAAAACCCACAAAUAAUCCCCUUAAAAAUCCUGCUCGACCUCUUUUUUUCUUUCCUCCCUGAAAAAGCAUCCCUCCAUGAAAAAUCAAAUUUAUGUCUUUUUGAUUUUUUCUGUGUGAAUUCUUAGCUAAUAUUGCUGUAUCGGUGGCCUUGAUAUGUAAUUGGUGCUUUGUAGGGUAAUGUCCAAGUUGCAAAUUUAUAUGCUGGUACCGACAGUGUAGAGCUCAAAGGCCUAAAAUAAUUGCUGAAUUGAAUUAUUUCUUAAGGCAUUGUAUCUACAAGUUGCAAGUGUAUAUUCUUGUCUCAAAGAAGCCGUUCCUGGUGUUUUUAGAAUCCACUGGCUACUCUCAAGAAGAUGUGCUCCUUCAGAAGCCCAAAGCUGGGGUAUAUAUAGCUUCAAAUCAUUCUUAAUCAGACUGCUUAAAUCACCUCGAAUCAGGCUUUUUGAUCUAGAUUCGGAUGUGGGUUAAUAUCAGUUACUGAGUAGUAUAAUGCUUGCAACUCCUGUAGCCUACUUUCACAAUUAUAUGUGAUAAAGAUUCAAAAUGCUUCCUUUGAUAAAGAUUCAAAAUACUUCCUUUUAUUGAUUCGUGGAACCCAUAGCAUCAAAGACACACUAAUAGCAGCUAGUGGUGCAGUGGUACAUUUCCUCUCUUUUAUUUUGCAUGAUGAUGGGAUAAGCAAUUUGGUUCUGGUUUUUGCAUAUUGUGGGAUGGUUGUUGCUGCUCGUUGGAUUGCUAAGCUCAACACUCCAUUCUUGCUUAAGGCUCUCAAUAACUAUCCUGACUACAAAGUUAAGGUUGUACUUUAUAAUGGCACCAAAGAGGAACUUGCGACGUCAACCGAAGAAGGGAGUUAAGAAGGUGGAAAGUAAGAGACGCGGUGGUAGCACAGCAGCAGCACCCGACUCUAAGCGUAUACGUACUACUAGGAAGAAAUCCAAAUCUGAGACGGAAAGCACCAAACUUCGAGGGCACGUUCCACUUUCCUCUCCCCCAUCUGAUACGCCCAUCGAUGCUCCAAAGGAACGGAUGUUGCAGGAUGCCGAUAUAAAUAAAGGUAGGGCACAUUCAUUCGGGAAUCCAAUAGGGGCGAACAAAGUAAUUACAAGUGUCCUCACAAGUGAGCAGCUCGAAAAGUAUAGACAAACAUGUUUUGGACACUUACUUGACAUGAAGAACCUCCGGUUCUCUGGUCAGUUAGUGCAUCACCUGCUUUGCAGACAAGUUGAGUCCAACAAUCCAGAAGUACUGGAGUUUAACUUCGGCGGAUCUGCAGUGCGGUUUACGAAGUGGGAAUUCGCACUCAUUAGUGGGUUAAAGUUUUGUAGGUACCCUUCGAUGUAUGAUUUGCAAAUUUCCAAAGGAAAUGAGCUGCGCACGAGGUUGCUAGAUGACAGGAGUGACUUGAUGAUAAAUUGAUGAUAUGUUAUAUUGUAUAUAUUUCAUUAUUUGGCAGUCAUCCAUCAAAGGGCGUUAUCCCAUAUGGAGCGCAUCUCGUAGCACAUAUUCAUGUGAUGCGACCCUUUGUAACUAUGUGCAUGGGAGGUCACCCAAACCUAGCGUGUCGUGGCGGAUAUGUGAUUAUGUGUACAUCCCUGUCAACAAUGGAGGCGCGCAUUGGUUGGCAGCAUGUGUGGACUUGAAGGCCCGGCAUAUUGAUUUAUACGAUCCAAAUAUGGGAAAUAAAUAUGUCCAGAAUAGAGAGUUGAAGAAUGCGGAAUGCCUUACGUAUAUGCUGCCUUACCUAUUGAGGGAUGGGGGAUAUUACGGGAAGAAUCCGGACGUGUCUCCCACUUUAGAUCCAUUCACGAUGACCAUGAUCAAAGAUGCACCCCGCCAAGAUAAUGGGGGUGAUUGUGGCGUCUACGCUCUGAAAUUUAUUGAGUACAUGAGUAGUGAGGAGAACCCUUCAUUUGGUCCGCAAGACAUUAUGUUUUUUAGAAAAAAAUAUGCUGUUGAUUUGUACUUUAAUAAACUUUCAAUGUAGAUCGUAUGUUUAAUGUUAUGACGGUCUAUACUAAUGUUAUCUUAAUAUGCUGAACCUAUCUUUACUAAUG
Molecule: messenger RNA, 2189 nt
Organism: Ziziphus jujuba (common jujube)
Lineage: Eukaryota; Viridiplantae; Streptophyta; Magnoliopsida; Rosales; Rhamnaceae
Exons: 5
Coding region: 1556-2119 (187 amino acids)
Biological process (GO): proteolysis
Molecular function (GO): cysteine-type peptidase activity
Source: RefSeq, a predicted model, not a curated record